This is a messenger RNA of Cuscuta europaea, 10879 nucleotides long. The record is from the annotation of a GenBank genome assembly. Lineage: Eukaryota; Viridiplantae; Streptophyta; Magnoliopsida; Solanales; Convolvulaceae.
ACUAUCUCUAUAUUAAUGUUGGGGAGUGUUGCUAAGAUGACAAUUAGUUAACAUCUUGACAUUAGUUAGAAUAGUAUUUUCUUCCUCUAUAUUAAUGUUGGGGAGUGUUGCUAAGAUGACAAUUAGUUAACAUCUUGAUAUUAAUUAUGGUAGGAUUCAUCUCCUUUAAUAAUAUUCUUCCUUGAAUAUUAAUUAAUUCCUAUUCAUAUUUCAUAUUAAUAUUUUGAACAUUACUUAAAGAAUCAACUAGUUUGGUUUCAUAUAUUAAUUAUUACUAGAAACGAUCGACGAACCGAUGGUUAAUCGUUGAUGGUUUCACAAGUAAGUAACUUCGGUUUAUUAAUGCACGGUCGUGGUUGAUAAACUUAAGAGGGAUUAAUUUUGUUGGUUAAACCGAAACCGUUGUGUUGAGGUUAUCAAUCUCAAUUGAUUUCAUCAAGGAGUUAAGAGAUUAAAUGUUACUAUCAAGUCGGUAUAUGGCGGUGUUCUAUACUUGACUAAUAGUAAGAGUUAUUAAUGAAUGGUCGUUGUUAAUAACUACCCUCGAUGAAUUGGAUAUACUCCUCGAUUGAGUAUUCGAGAGGGAAUAAGUUAUAGAUAUAACGAUGAUCGACUAAAAUAUAUCAACAAGUGGAAAGUAGCAAUGCCAAGUUCUUUUAUCUUUGAAUUAAAACACAUAUAGGUUGUUCAUCUCAGUUUUUAAAUUAAAUCAUUCAAUCCCAAAACCCCCCUUUUAUUUACUAGUUUCAUAAAAAGACAAUUAUUCCUUUCCCUGUGGAUAUGAACUCUACUUCACCUAUACUACGUAUUAGUGCUAGUAUUGAAUUUAUUUUGACGCACCGUGACAAAAUGCUCGUCAGUCAUCACCCAACUUGAAAGGAGGCUCGCUCAGAUGGAAGCAAAGCAAAUGGACGAGGCACGUACGGCCGCUGCGUCUAGGGAUCCCGGCUUCAACGACCUCUUGCACAAGGUCAGCACCCUGGAGCGGGAGCUGGCCGACGGACGUGGUGACCCCGUCAUCCAAAUCAGAACAAAAACUCCCUUCACCACAAGGGUGCUCUUGGCCCCAAUACCCAAGAAGUACCGUGGGAGUGCCAUCAAGCCCUAUGACGGCCGCACCGACCCCCAUUAGCAUUUGCUCCGCUAUCAGAACAACAUGCCGAUGGUGAACGUGUCUCAUGAAUACCUAUGCCGUUGGUUCCUCUCCACACUUUAGGGACCAACGUACGAGUGGUUCAACGCGCUGCCCGAAGGAAGCUUGGACUCAUGGCAGGAUCUUGCUCAACGCUUCCUCACCUACUUCGCCAAAAGAAAGCGCAUGAAGAAACAUUUCUCCCAUCUCCUCUCUGUCAAACAGCAACACGAUGAAUCACUCCAGUCUUUCAUCGACCGAUGGGCGAAGGACAGACGAGGUCGAAGGUGCCGAUGAGCGCAUCCUCCUCGACCUCUUCCAGGGCGUUCUCCACAGCAGCCCCUACGCACGGAGCCUCAUCACCGACCCACCAAGGUCAUACACCAAGGCACUCCAGCGAGGGAGCCUGUAUGCUGACGCCGACGAGCUCCACUCCCACAAGAAGGAUGGAGGCCAGCAGUCAAAGAAGAUAAACAAUGCGCCGGCUUCAAGCGCACCCUUGGUCGGGGGCUGAGAUCAUGGAGGCUAGGCCCGCCAAGGCCGGACGGAGCGCCUAUGGCGGCCGAGGUUGGACAUGCCAAGGACUCCCCUCACACACUCGGUGAGCACCAUCCUUGACUAUGCAGAGGAACAUGAUCUCCUUCCUAGGGAUCCUCGGUCGGUGAAAGAAAUCUACACCAUCCACCAGAGCGGCACUUAUUGUCGUUACCACAAGAACACCUCCCACGACACAGACGAUUGCGUCGCGUCAAAGAAAGCCAUUGAUCACUUGAUUGAACGGGGUGAAUUUCACCAAUUUGUUAAAGGUGCCCCAAGGAAAACACUUGGGUGAACACUGACAAUCAGGAAGGGGACACCUCGACAAAGAAGUUUGAAAUUUGGAGGCUCAGGGAUGACGAGGACUUCGAGGAGCCCUAGCUGAAGAAGCGCCACAUCCACUGACUAUGUCCUUCGCCGAAGGGAAGCCAGCAAGUCGACGGGUGACAGAGCCUACAUGGUGAAGUUCUGCCAGCAAGCCGACGGACGGCUUAGCCCUCAAGAUACGAAGGGCCCUACAUCUGGGUGAAGUUCUAUCAGCGAUCUGAAGAGGGUACAGACGGGCAGAUUCCCCACCCCAAGGUCAGAAGCUUGCUGAGAAGCUAACUCCUAAAUGGGUUGUUGAGAAGAUUACGACCCUCGGCCUCGAGCCAUUGAUCUUAGCGGGGGAGCAUCGGAUGGGUUCGGGUAGGACGGGUUGGGAUUUGGCAUACCCAUUCGGUUAUCGGAUCUACAAUUUGAAACCCUACUCUAUCAAAAAAGGGUUUCAGGCUAAUCGGGUUGCACAAUUUCGGAUUCCGGUCAGGUUCAAUCGGUUUUUCAGGUCCAUUCGGGUUGAUUAAAAACCAUUAAAACUAAUAGAAUAAUACACAUUUUAACAUGCAUAAAUCUAUAAUGUCAUAAGAAGUAGCAAAAUAGUAGAGUUUGUACAACUCCAAAGUUGCAAAAUAGUAUAGUUUGUACAUUAAUACUCUUUUACAUAAUGCAGUUUGAGAAUUGACAGUUUGAGUAAUCCAAAGUUCCAAAAUAGUAAAUACCAACAAAAAGUUUAACAACAUUCAACAUUUUAACAAGUCUUCACAUCUUCAAAUCUUCACAUCUACUUGACUACUUUACUGUUUCCAUGUUUGAGCAAUUGAGCAGAGCAUCCGCCAAUUAGUCAUUGAAUUUGCUCCUAUGUACACCACAAGUAAAUAAAUUAGUAUCAUAAAACACUAAACUACUGAGAACUAUAAAAAAUUCAAAAGUAUAUACAAAUUUAAAAAUUCAGAAGUAAUUUGAUCUUAAUACAAGUCGUUGCCAUGAACAACGCACCUAUUGUGUUCCGCUUAUUUCUUGUAAAUUUAAGUAAAGGAUGCCACAUAACAAAGAACAUUGUUUCGGCCCCUUAGAGCGUAACGCUCAGGUAUGGCCGACGAUGUCCCACGAUGAGGGAAUUGCGAAAUGGCCCGCGUCUUGAAACGGGAAGCUCACCGCGUUGUCCUCGCGCUAAAUCGCACGGCGACAAGCCUGAAAGAAUGGCCGAGAUGACAAAAUCCCCACAUUUGGGGUUGGAAAAAGGAAGCCAUCGGUAACCGACCAAAAGCCUAGCCCGCUCCGUAAAUAGACGACGGGAUGCCUCGAGAUUUAGGGACGAUCCACCGCCAGAGGAUAACAACUGCCCCCGUGGACUCCCUACCGGCCGAGGGAAUAGCAACCCCCUCGGCCGAGCCUGAAAGAAAAAUACCCACUCCUCGCUCAAAGAAGUAAAGAGGAAGAAAUAAAAGAGAGAAAGCCGAAGAACCGUGCACUCGCCAUCCUCGAACGAAAUCCCCACAGAUAAACGAGGGACAGCCGAAGGAUCGUGCACUCACCGGCCUCGAGCAAUAAAAAUAAAAUCCCCAUAAAUCAAGCCACAUAUUUGGAUAAGUACAUAUCAGGCAAAUACUAUGCAUUAUGGACGAAGCAAGACCUUACAUGCGGAUCAGACGGACGCCAAUGCCUUGUCCUUCAUCAAAGGACGAGCGUCACCGACGUCGUCCUUCAUCUUCAAACAAGGGUCAAAACCUGGUCCUCAAUAUGACGUACGGCGUCAUCAACGCCAUCAUCAUCAAAGGACGAGCGUCCCCAGCGCCGUCCUCCAUCUUCAAACCAGGGUCAGAACCUGGUCCUCAAUAUGACGUACGACUUCAUCAAUGCUAGCGUCAUCAAGGGACGUGUGUCCAGCGCCGCCCUUCACCUUCAAACCAGGGGCAAAACCUGGUCCUCAAUAUGACGUACGUCAUCAUCAACGCCAUCGUCAUCAAAGGACGAGCGUCCCCAGCGCCGUCCUCCAUCUUCAAACCAGGGUCAAAGCCUAGUCCUUCAUAUGAAGUACGACUUCAUCAACGCCAACGUCAUCAAGGGAUGUGCGUCCAGCGCCGUCCUCCAUCUUCAAACCAAGGUCAAAGCCUGGUCCUUCAUAUGACGUACGACUUCAUCAGCGCCAUCGUCAUCAAGGGACGUGCGUCCAACGCCGCCUGAUGCACACUAAUUAGUAGUGCAUAAUUAUAUGUUUUUAUGUUUCAUUGAUGGUGAUCGUUUGACGUUUUAUUUAGUUUGUAAACAUUUGUGUGAUUUUAGUUGUAAUUGUAUUUUAGUUCUCAUUUGUAAGUUGUAAAGUAGAAUUAGGAAUUAGGAUGUUGGAAAGGAGGACGUUGAAGUGAAGAAAAAGGAAUUUUGACUGUCCAGGAGCAAAUACCCGACCGGGUAGGAAACUUCACCCGGUCAGGUCUGAUUUGAAAACCGAACCGCUGAGGAAAGAGCUGGACCCGGUCGGGUCCCAUAUCUCACCCGGUCGGGUGAGAAGUGACCGGGGACAACCCGGUGUGCGAAGAUCACCAGAACGUGGUGAAAUAUCUGAUUUUGACCGGACCCGGUCGGGUAAGCACUUGACCCGGUCGGGUACCCGGCCAAAGUUGUUGAAAACACCUAUAAAUAACACUCUUUUUUUCUCUAAAAUCAUCCCUUCUUCUAUACUCCUAAGCUCCGUUUAGAAUAGCAUUUCUUAUAUUUUUAUAUCAUGUUUAGUCUCCAAAUGAGGAGCUAAACUUCCAUUCUUGGUGUUGCUCUUGAAGCUUGUUGAUUAUUAAAGUUGUGAGUUAUUUUCUUAACUUCUUUCCUUGAAUAUUAAUUAAUAGUUUCUUUCCUUAAUACCAUCUCUAUAUUAAUGUUGGGGAGUGUUGCUAAGUUGACAAUUAGUUAACAUCUCGACAUUAGUUAGAAUGGUAUUUUCUUCCUCUAUAUUAAUGUUGGGGAAUGUUGCUAAGAUGACAAUUAGUUAACAUCUUGAUAUUAAUUAUAGUAGGAUUCAUCUUCAUUAAUAAUAUUCUUCCUUGAAUAUUAAUUAAUUCCUACUCAUAUUUCAUAUUAAUAUUUUGAACAUUACUUAAAGGAUCAACUAGUUUUGUUUCAUAUAUUAAUUAUUACUAGAAACGAUCAACGAACCGAUGGUUAAUCGUUGAUGGUUUCACAAGUAAGUAACUUCGGUUUAUUAAUGCACGGUCGUGGUUAAUAAACUUAAGAGGGAUUAAUUUUGUUGGUUAAACCGAAACCGUUGUGUUGAGGUUAUCAAUCUCAAUUGAUUUGAUCAUGGAGUUAGAAAGAUUAAAUGCUACUAUUAAAUCGGUAUAAGGCGUUGUUCUAUAUUUGAUUAAUAGUAAGGGUUAUUAAUGAACGGUCGUUGUUAAUAACUACCCUCGAUGAAGUGGAUAUACUCCCCGAUUGAGUAUUCGAGAGGGAAUAAGUUAUAGAUAUAACAAUGAUCGACUAAAAUAUAUCAACAAGUGGAAAGUAGCAAUGCCAAGUCCUUUUUAUCUUUGAAUUAAACACAUAUAGGUUGUUCAUCUUAGUUCUUAAUUAAAUUAAAUCACUCAAUCCAAAUCCCCCCUUUAUUUACUAAGUUUCAUAAAAAGAGAAUUAUUCCUUUCCCUGUGGAUACGAACUCUACUACGCUAUACUACGUAUAAGUGUUAGUAUUGAAAAUUAUUUUGACGCACCGUGACAAAGUGCUCGUAAAAUUUGGCGCCGUUGCCGGGGAAAGGUAAUUAAUUUUUCUUUUUAUUCUAUUUCAAGAAAAAUCAAAAAAAAAAUUAAAUAAAUAAAAUAUAAAGAGUUCUUAGAUUUCUAUUCUUCUGAGCUUUAUUUGAGUAUAUGGUUAAACACCGAUCUAUAAAUCAAAUCAGCUACCAAACAAAGCCCGAAACAGAACAAGCCUUCGAGAGGUUUAGGAAUUUAUUUCCGAAUACUUCUUCGGAGAAAUCAUCAAGUGCUAGUUCUCAUUCUAGCGACACCGAAGAGCCAAUCAAUAUGGCUCUUGAAACAAGAACGUUGUGGGAGCUCACGGCUCCAAAUCUAAAUCAACAACCCUUAUGUAUCACUUUUCCAACUCUUGAUACGGGGGUCGCAUUCGAGCUAAAAUCUGGGCUCAUUCAUCUACUUCCCUCUUUGACUCUUUCCAUGGCCUACGAGGGGAAGAUCCGAACAAACACUUGUCAGAGUUCCAUAUUGUGUGCACGAGCAUGUGCCCCAAUGGCGUGUCCGAGGAGAAAAUCAAGCUGAGAGCCUUCCCAUUCCCCCUCAAAGACACCGCCAAAGAUUGGCUAUUCUAUCUUCCCUCGGGGAGCAUCAAUACAUGGGCUCAAAUGAAAAAGCGCUUCCUUGACAGGUACUAUCCCGCAUAUAUCUCUUCAAGUCUCAAGAAGCAAAUCAGCAACAUUGAGCAAGAAGAUAAUGAGACCUUGUAUGAAUAUUGGGAGCGCUUAAAAAAAUUAUGUGCUAGUUGCCCAUAUCAUGGGUAUUCGGAACAAGAUCUCAUCCUCUACUUCUAUGAUGGACUUGUUGAUCAAGAUAGACGCAUGGUGAAUGCGGCAUGCGGAGGGGGUAUUGUUAACAAAACCCCUUCUCAAGCAAGAGACCUCAUUUCGGAGUUGGCCGAAAAUUCGAGACAUUACAACGGAAGGUCAUCAUCGAAACGAGUCAUGGCAGCGGAAUCCAACAAUUCGUUAGAAAGUCAAGUGGCCGGCUUGACUUCUUUGGUUAAAGAUUUUCUCUUAAAUACGAAAACCCAAGAAGCCAAGGUCUGCGGCAUAUGUUCAACACAUGGGCAUCCCACUGAUUCCUGCCCAACGCUACAAGAAGAGAACUCCGAGCAAGUCAAUGCUUUGGGGUUCCAAGGUCAAAGGAGGUACGAUCCUCAAGGCAAUACUUACAAACCAGGAUGGAGGGAUCAUCCGAAUUUAAGGUACGGAAAUUCUCAAACAAAUCCUCCUCCUCAACAAUAUAAACAACAAGGUCAACCAUCGAACUCGAGUAUGUCCACCGAAGACAUGAUUCGAGCACUGGCCGUUAAUAUGGGAACAAUGCAGCAAAGCAUAGGGCAAUUCCAACAAACCAUGAUGCAAUUCCAACAUGAAACCAAGUCGAGCAUUCAAAAUUUGGAAACUCAAGUUAGCCAAAUUUCGAGUGUCGUAAGUCGACUCGAGGCAAAAGAUUCGGGUAGGCUCCCCUCCCAAACUGAGCAAAACCCAAGACAACAUGUCAAUGCAAUCAUGUUGAGGAGCGGUGAAGAAUUGCUAGCACGGGAAGAUAAGGAGGAGAAGCAAGAGGUUGAUCUUGGAGAAGGUUUUCAAACGGAAGAGGGGGAGCCAACGAAAACUAAAUUCCCUCCACUAUCAUCAUAUUAACCACUCCCUCCAUUCCCUGAGGCAUUGAAAGACACGAGGAAGCUGAAGAAUGAUAGGGACAUCUACGAAACCUUUGUCGAUUCUGAGGUAAACAUCCCACUCUUCAAACUGAUCAAAAGUGUUCCCCGUUAUGCAAAGUUCUUAAAGGAACUAUGCACAAUGAAAAAGAAAAAUAAACUGGAAGGGAAACAAAAGGUUGAGGUUAGUGAACGUGUCUCGGCCAUUUUUAAAAAGAAACUCCCUGAGAAAUGUAGCGAUCCAGGCAUGUUCACUAUUCCUUGCAAAAUAGGGGAUACCUUAUUUUCUAAGGCCUUGUUGGAUUUAGGAGCAUCAAUAAAUGUCAUUCCUUAUUCCUUAUAUAAAUCCUUACAACUCGACCCACUACAUCAAACUGGUGUAGUGAUUCAACUAGCGGAUCAGUCUAAUACUUACCCGAAGGGUGUAGUAGAAGAUGUGCUAGUAGAAGUAGAAAAUUUGAUUUUCCCUGUUGAUUUUUAUGUUCUGGAAAUGCGAGAUGAUAACCAAACUACACCCAUCCUCUUGGGUAGACCUUUUCUAAAAACCGCAAAAACAAAAAUAGACGUGUCUAAUGGUUCGUUAACUUUAGAGUUUGAUGAUCAAAAGGUAGAAUUCAACAUUUUUGAUUCUACGAAAAAACAAAUUAAAGACCAAUCUCUUUGUUCUCUAAAUGUUUGUGAACCACAAACCCCGAAUAUUUUUGUUGAGAAAAAAAAAGAGAAAAUCACACUUUUUGAAAAAGAAGAAUUGUUCAAAUUUUCAAAAGGAGAAUGGAUCCCACCUGGGGUUGAAGUGAUAACAGAGAAGAAAUCCCGGCCUUACUGGAGAAGGCCGAAAAAGAAAAAUGAAACAAGGGAUGUUCACGAUCCCACAUAAAAGAAAAUAAAAAUAACGUCGUGCCGCGACAUUAAAUCAAGCGCUUCUUGGGAGGCAACCCAAUUUCUUCAUUUUUAUUUUCAAUUUUUUUCAGUCGUGUGUGUGAUUAAAUAAAAAAAAAAAUGGACUGGGAUUGGACCCGGUCGGGUAUAAAACCCAACCCGGUCGGGUUACCUCUAAAACAAAGCACCCGGCCAACCGCCCGGGCGAGGCAAGAGCGGAACAAGAAUAAAUCAAAUGCCCGACCGGGUAGACCCCUAUACCCGGCCGGGGAACCCAACAAAAACUUUCUGCCUCGGGUGAACAGUUUACACCCGACCGGGUCAGUCACUAUACCCGGCCGGGCAACACAUCAAAAAACCUUCUGCCUCGGGUGAACAGCGUACGCCCGACCGGGUAAAAUACCCCACCUGACCAGGCGAACGGGAAACAGACCUAUACCAGGUCGGGCUCACCUCUUCCCCUCCCACUUCAUCUUCCUCCCUACGCCUAUACCCCCAAAAUCCACCAUUUUCAACUACCCAAACCUUCAAAUCUUCAUCUUCCCUUAACCAAAUCCACUAAAACCCCCAUUUUCUUCAUCUCCUCACUUCCUUAUUCAUUUCUAUACCCAUAAAAUCCCCCAAAACCUUCCAAAUCAACCAAACCCAAAAACCCUACCCAACAAUUCGAAAAUCUCCAUUCUUGGACAUUCAAGGUCCGAAAUCUUCCCAAAAAUUCUCAACCAAUACCAUAUUCUUGCUCUUCUCACCAUCCUCUUCAACACCAUACCCGUAAAAGCCAUCCAAACCUCACCCUACCCAAAAGUCCGAAAAUCCUUUAAAAAAAUCCAUUCACAUGGCUCCAAAAAAAUCCAAAGCUUCUUCUUCAAGGGCUAUCCCACCGGUAGCGGGCUAUGAAAGCGUGGAAUUUGCAACGGAGACACAUAAGCAACUCUUUAAGGAACAAGCACAAAGGGAGGUAAAACAAUCCCGGUUCAUGUGCAUUACUACUCUAGCACUCCUUUGGAUUGAUAUGAUCAUGCGUGAUAUAUUUGCAAGGAUUGGAAUGACUAGGUUGCUAGAAAUGCAAUAUGUGACUUAUCCUCAUUUGGUUUAUGAAUUCUUUAGUUCAUAUGUGUAUACAAAGGAUGAUGAUGAUCAUGCAAAUGACACCAUCACCUUUUGUUUACUCAAUGAAAAUCGUUCAUAGACCAAAAGAGAAUUUGCACAUCAUUUUGGCCUCCCUCUGUUUGAUGAAGCUCGUGCUUAUGAUACUCUUGUGGGGUAUGAGUUAUGCAAAAGAAUGACAAGACAAGGUGUGGUGGACCUUUCUAAGCUGAGUGUGAACUGUGUUCAACAUCCGGUCUUCCGAAUUUUCUUAAAAUUCUGUUCAAAUUGUUUCCUCGGAAGACCGAAUAAUCAUCACACAAGAAUGUGGGAUGUGUGUGUUCUGGCACAAGCUGUUUUACCUGGACCAGAACCAGUUGACGUUGCCUCUAUCUUAUGGACUCAUUUCAAAAAUGUGGCAACGUCAUCCAGACAAAUUGUGAUAGGGGGCCUGCCUAAUCACACAUCUAGCCACUUUAUAUGGUUUUGUAGACCCAGCCCCAUUACUCCGAAAUAGCUCAUUUGCACGUCAUGGCUUGUACAAAAGACCAAAGAUUUGGCUCUAUCUCACAUGACACCUAAUGGGAAACCAAUCUACAACUGGCUUAUCAUCCCACGUCAAAACAUAUCUAUCCAUAUCCCAUCCCCUGACGUCCCUCUAGAUAUCGUGGGCCAUGAAAUCGGUGAUGGUCAUCACUACUGUCUCCCCGGGGCAAUCCCGAUGCACUAUGCACAAGAUGAACCCGAUCAAGAACAUGCUGAAGAAAACCCGCCCUUCAUACCUAACCCACCACAACAACAACCUGAUGCUCCAGUCUACCAAUACUCACCAUUCGAGCAACAGAUGCUCAAUAACAUGAACAUGAUCAACAACAACUAAAUCCUGCUUCAAGAGCGAGUUGAUCAGUAUAGAACUGAGUAGAGGCAUAGCUUUGAGAGGAUGGAGGAACAACGACAGGAAGACUGGCGGAGAUAUGAAGAGGACCAACGACGAACCUUUGGUCCGAUAUACUCCUAUGUAGCACACCAGGGCUCCUUUUCCUCUAUGAUCACUCCCCCUCUCGCACCAUCAUGGUAUGACCCCUCUCAGUGGGGUUACUUUGGAGGAUCGAGUUCCGGUGGUGGAGGCGAUGAUGGUGGUUAUGGCGGGGAUCACAUGGAUGAGGACAGACACCAAGGCGGAGGUCUAGGCGGGCACUAGGGAGAGUGCCAGAUACUAAGUGUGGGGGUGCAGAGAUUGUUCUGGAUCCUGAAGGUGAUAAGCUUAAAAGAAAAAUGGAGAUAAAGAUGAAGUUGAAGACCCCGUUUUACUUUAAUUACUGUUGGGGAUGCUUUAUAUUGUGGUAGAAACACUCUUGGAUGUUUUGAGUUGAUAUUCUUGUCAUUUUUAAAAGGACUUCUUGGAUUGGAUUUGAUUUACUCGAGACGAGUAAAGGUUUAAGUGUGGGGGUGUUUGAUGCACACUAAUUAGUAGUGCAUAAUUAUAUGUUUUUAUGUUUCAUUGAUGGUGAUUGUUUGACGUUUUA